Gekko japonicus is the source of this 2971-nucleotide messenger RNA. RefSeq names its product cell division cycle 37-like 1 (gene CDC37L1). Gene Ontology annotation, molecular function: protein-folding chaperone binding; heat shock protein binding. Gene Ontology annotation, cellular component: cytoplasm. Gene Ontology annotation, biological process: protein folding; protein stabilization. Lineage: Eukaryota; Metazoa; Chordata; Lepidosauria; Squamata; Gekkonidae. The transcript has 7 exons. The record is from RefSeq and is a predicted model, not a curated record. Bases 83 to 1018 code for a protein of 311 amino acids.
UGGGAUCCAUAACGGUCCCCAGUACCAGCGUGAAUCAGGGCAAGGGGGAUCUUAUUUUUAUCUGUCGUAACAGAGUGCGGGGAUGGCGGCGUGGCCGCCGCGCUCCCUUAAUUUAUGCCCGAGUCGAGAAGAGGAGCUGCAGCCGCCUGACUCGCAGAUUUGUAAUGAUGGGAUUGAAAUGGCCUGCCAGCAACAAAAGGCAUUUGUGAAGAGUUCUGUGGAAUGCAAAUGGAAUUUAGCAGAAGCCCAGCAGAAACUUGGCAGUCUAGCCCUGCACAACUCAGAGUCCAUAGACCAAGAGCAUGCCAAAGCGCAGGCAGCAGCUGCAGAGCUGAGGUAUAGUGAAGAAGAGUGGCGCCGGAAAGAAGAAGUGUUAAGGCAACGGGAAAGGCAGGAUCUGUGGAAUGUAGAUUUCGUUAGCAAGGAAGUAUUUAAUAAGAGCUUCAUUAAUCAAAAAGAAAGGAAAGAAAUGGAAGAAGAUGCAUCUGAAUCUUUCAUUCAGAAACAUGAGCAGAAGAUUAGGCAUUUUGGCAUGUUGAGCAGAUGGUUUGACAGUCAGCGAUUUCUGUCUGAACACCCCUACCUUGUCUGUGAAGAAACUGCUAAAUAUCUCCUUUUAUGGUGUUUCCAUCUAGAAGCUGAACAGAAACGAGCUCUGAUGGAGCAAGUAGCCCACCAAGCAGUUGUGAUGCAGUUCAUUAUUGAAAUGGCCAAAAGCUGUAAUGUGGAUCCACGAGGCUGUUUUCGUCUGUUUUUCCAAAGAACUACAAUGGGCGAAGAAGGCUAUUUGGAGGCUUUUAAAAACGAACUUGAAGCAUUCAAAUCAAGAGUGAGAAUUUGUUCGCAGUCCCAAAAUUUUCAAGCAAUGUCUGUUCAGAAUCCUUCCGUUCAUACCAGCCUCAAUUCUAUAGGAGGGUUUACAUCUUUUACACAGAAUGCAGAGUCGCUUCAAGGCUGUAGUGGGAAUUCAGUGGUACACAGGGAUGAGGAAGAACCCAAAAUGAUGGAUACCGUAUAGUACUCCUGAGCCCAGCUGCUCUUAUUGCAAAGAAAAGAACAUGCUGACUUUAUUGAGACUUCUUUUUAAGGGUGCUGCACUUUAGUUUGGCUGUUUUUUGGAGAGAGGGUAAUCCAGAAACACACUUGUCCUUCGUUUGGAAAAUGUGCUGCUAGGGUUUUUGUUUUCUUUUGUUUGUGUUUUAGGAGAGAGAUUCUUAUCUGUCGCUGAAUGUGAAACUGGAGGUUUCUUCUGCUACUACUAAACUCUGCCCUUUUUAAUUUUAGGAAUCAAAUUAUGGGGGGAAAUCUGCACAGUUGCAAUGUUUACAAGUAGUUAAUCCUAGGAGGAAUCUGCUUUAGUCUUAUUAGACAUGCCCAUGUCUCACUCUGGAUUUUGAGAUCAUUGUUAUACAUUCUAUUGCUUGUAUUGUGAGCACUCAAAUCUGAUUUUAUCAUGAAUAGCAAUAAAUCAGUGGUUGCUAGCAACAUUGCUGAUUUGGAUGGCGGGGGGGGAGCACUGGCCUUUUAACUCUGUUGCCAGGAUGACAUAUUAAUUUUCGGCUUUGGGCCAAAGGCUUUUAUUUUUUGUUUUGACAUUACCCUAAUUUGAUGUGCAAGUGGCAACAGUUGCCCAGACUUGAAUGUGAAAACAAUAUUUUCUAGAGCUAUUGUUGCAGGAAAGCUAAUUUUCCUAGAACAAGGGAAUGGUUUAACACACAUCUGCCACUGGGCAUUCAGAAGGGAAGAGAAAUCAGCAUUAGCUGGUUACUUUUGUACCCAAAGAGUGAUUGUGAUAAUUUUUUUUAAGUUAAGAUAAGUAUUUAAGGGAACUUAAGUGCCAAAUCCAAACAAAACUUUUUAAAAGCAAACUGUAUUGAGUGUGAAGCUUAAGGUUUGCCUCAGCAGGGCAAGUCUCCAGUUGAUAAUGUAAAAUGAAAACAUCUCCAGCACCCAAAGAAUUUGUUUUAUCAGUUCCUGGUCCUAGAGUGUUUUCCAUAUACACCAAACUCUGUCAUCUUUACAUGAAAAUUGUUCUCAUGAUUCCAACAGGAAGUCACCGCCAUCUUCCACCCUUCUGCAGUUGCCAUGCUGCAGCUAGACAGGCUGAAGACAUGAAUGGGUUGUUGCUGUUUAGUGACAAUGCAGUUUCAGCUCUCGCAGGGGGCAUGGGUGUGAUCCAUCCCAGAAUCAGGGAGAGAUAUGCUAGAUUUUAAUCUGAAACUUGUUUGCCUCGGUUCCCUUGUUCCUUACUUAAUCUGGUGGAAAUGGCAGCCCAUAGGGAAACCUACCAUUGGAUUCCAGAGGAGUUAUAUAAGUGCACGAUGUAGAACUGUGUGUACAAAUGAACUGUUAUCUGUAGACUUCCUGGUGCCAGGAAGUGAAGCUUUAAACAAAAAAAAAUGGACCAGUGGCUUGCCUAUUUAGCAGUAGGAGCUGAAGUAGAAGAAGGUGUAACUAAGAAUCGGGGUGUAGACAUUAUUUUCUCAGUAUGUACAUAAUUGCUUUAUAUUCUGGUCUAUGCAGAAAACAGUAUUUUAACAUACCAGCUAAACAAACAGAACCAAGUUGAAGGGGGGGCACAUUCCCCUAGGCAUUACUUACUAUUUAUAACUAAUGGGCAGUGGCACUGUUGCUAGAUAAACUGUCCUUUCUUCUGUACCCUGACUGUCAAUGAGGCUCGAAGUAUGAAGCAAAAUCAUCCUUAGCAUGUGUCCAGUCCACAUUCUGUAGUUGAAACAGUUUCUUUGGAUGUCCCAAAAAGAGGAGAUAAGACGUUCACUUAGCUGAAAACAUUUUUACUUUAAGGGAUCAGACACUGAGGCGCAAGAGAAUGGCCUAAUCUUCACACAAAGUUCCAACUUUGCUAUUAAAUAUGUGGUUCUUUGCUUUCCAGCUGUUGUAAUGACAUCACUUCAGAAUAUGGUUUCUAAUCAUUAGAGCCCUCCUAGUUUCCACCUUCAUAUAUUAAAUG